UAGUCGAAAAAUCCCUCAAAAAGUUGAACCCAAUAUUCAAAUCGCACCCGACCUCCCCCGGCCCUCCGCCUAUCGCCACCGAUGAUGGGUACUCUGCAGAACCCGACUCCGAACUCGUACUCGAAUCGAAGCCCGUUACCAAAUUCAAACCCCACGUCGAACCCCAGUCCGAGUCCAGCUCCAGGAUCAAAGUCUCCGUCCUUUGAGGAGGUGUCCACAUUGUUCUCGGUUCCACUCUCCGACGCCGCGGACUCUCUUGGUGUUUGUCCUAGUGUUCUAAAGAAAGUCUGCUAUGAAAAUGGUCUUGUCAGGUGGCCAUAUCGAAAGUUUCUCUCUGGAAAGAGCAUUGAAGAAAUUAAGAAGGAUGCUGCAAUAGAAAAAGAGAAGCAACUUGCUGAACUAAAAGUUGCUGGAGAAAGGAAGGAGACUUUGGCAAGUUCAGCUGUAUCAUCAUCUCUAGGCCCUCGCCCUCAGAUCACAAACAUUGGCUCUUCACAGGAAACUUCGACUUUACGAAUGCUUCCACAGCAGCCAACCAAGGAUAACCAAACCGAGACUUCACUUAAUAUGCAUAGCUCAACCAUGAACAAAGCGAAUUCAGCCACCUUCGAUGAAUUUAAGUACGGAUUCCCAUCACACGGCUUAUCAAGUGUCUCAUAUAGAUGGUGGGGAAGCAGAAGUGACAAUGAUAGUAGUGGUGAUAGUCAGCAAACUGGCAGUGAAAAUGCCGAGGAAAGGAUGCAACAAGGUAAGGUUUCGGUGGAUACUGCUGCUGAUCUAUCAUCAGCUGAUGGGGAGCAACAGCGUAAGGUUUUGGUGGAUACUGCUGCUGAUAUAUCUUCAGCUGAUGGGGAACAACAAGGUAAGGGAUCAGUAGGUGCUGCUGCUGAUCUAUCAUCAGCUGAUGGGGAGCAACAAGGAAAGGGAUCAGUGGAUGCUGCUGCUGAUCUAUCAUCAGCUGAUGGGGAGCAACAAGGUAAGGAUUCAGUGGAUACUGCUGUGGAUCUAUCAUCAGCUGAUGGAGAGGAGACUGAAGCCAAGAAAAAUGAAACGCAUUCAGAUCCACAGUGGGCAGGUUUACUGUCUGCUUUGAGGAAGAGAGCAAACAAAGAAGGGAAACAAGCUCUUAAACUCGGCGUUUACAAAAAACACAACAUGACAACUCUUGACCGAAACAAAAAGAUGGUGCUGCUUCAGAUAUUCAAAUCAUCUUUGCUGUCUGACUGGGUAGAUAUAUCCGCUGGAAAUUGAAGUUUGGAUCCAAGCUUGAUUUAUAUAUUUGAAUGAAUUACAAGGAUAAAGAUUUAAUAGGCUUUAGAGACCGUCCCUUGGUCGUUUCUACAUAGUUUAUCACCGAUUAUAGAUCGACAUAUCCAUGUUUCUAGUUGGAAGCCUACUUGGAAGGAUGACAUAUUACAUAGUAUCCAUUUGGUAUCUUUCAAAUGUAUGUGGUGUUGUGCAGCUCAAUGUUCUCUAAAUUGAAUCUUUAUGAACCUGUCAA
This is a messenger RNA of Sesamum indicum (sesame), 1501 nucleotides long. RefSeq lists its product as uncharacterized. The record is from RefSeq and is a predicted model, not a curated record. Lineage: Eukaryota; Viridiplantae; Streptophyta; Magnoliopsida; Lamiales; Pedaliaceae.